AUGCCUCGCCUCAGCACAGGUCCGCGACGGAGCAUGAGCAAGGGCCCUGCUGUGCCAUCCCCGCUCAAAUCCCCCGGCCUCAAAAUCCCACUAAACGACGACGCCCAAGAAAAGGAACAACGAUCGCGAGGACGCAAAGCCCUCCACGAGGCCCAGAUCAACCAGCUCAAGCUCGCCGCGACCGCAAUCGCAACCCCCGCCCGCAGCGUAACCGACGAAAAUGGCACUCCGACCUCCAACGGACCGCGCACCCCACGUCGCCGCAUCUCGGGCAAGGAGAACUUCUCCAUCCUCGACGACGAUGACAGACCGGUUGUGGGCGGCGCCGUCGUCACCCCCAUGAAGCGCGUCCCCAUCCUGGCCAACUUUGAGGAGUGGAUGAAGAUGGCCACCGACAACAAGAUCAAUGCCGCCAACUCGUGGAACUUUGCGCUGAUCGACUACUUCCAUGAUAUGUCGCUACUCAAGGAGGGAGACGGUGUCAAUUUCCAAAAGGCCAGUUGUACGCUGGAUGGGUGUGUCAAGAUCUAUACCAGCAGAGUCGACAGUGUUGCGACGGAAACCGGAAAGCUGCUCAGUGGUUUGGCCGAUAGCCGCGACAGCAAGAAGAGGGAUAGGGGUGAGGGUGAGGACGGCGGCGAUGACGAUGAGGAGGAGGACGAGGUGGACGAGAAUGGCAACGUACUAAAGAAGCGUAGAAAGAAGACCCAACGAUCCUCCGAAGCCACACUGGCACCCUCCUUCGCUUCCCUACAGCUCAAAAAGUUCGAACUCGAAUUCUCGGUAGAUCCGCUCUUCAAAAAGGCAUCAGCAGACUUCGACGAAGGAGGCGCUAAGGGUCUCCUCUUGAACCACCUGAUGAUCGAUUCGCAGGGUCGUAUUGUCUUUGACAGCAGCGACGACGCCAUCGACACUCUCGACUCACGCAACCAGAAAGCCGCCGAGGAAAACGACCAAGAUGCCGACCCGGACGCCAUGGAUAUCGAUGCGAUGGAAAUCGACGGCCAAACCGAAAAGACCCAGACUCGAACCCAACAACAAGAAGAAGAGGAGGAGGACGAUGUGGAGAUCGACAUUGCCAGUCUUGGUGCUAGGUUUUUCCCAGAUCUCGGACGACUAGACGAGAUGGAUGUGUGCCCGUCGCUCAAGACUUUUAUCCUUGGAGACCCCUCCGGAUCCCUCGAUAUUCCCUUCCUCAGAGCGCCCGAGGACUGGCGCCAGGAGCAAGAUAGAGCCAAAACCCCUGGCCUCGGCAACAAAUCCGGCUUCAUUAUUGAUGACGAGAACCCGCUCGGUUUCGAUGACGAUGAUGCGCUGGGCGCAUUCGACCUGGGAGGAGACGUCGACGUAGCCUUCGGUGAGGGUGGAGAAGCCUGGGCCCGCGAAGCCGCCAUCGAGCCACAAAUGAUGCGGGUCUUUGACGCCGGUCUAGACAUAGGAGAGGGCGAAGGUGGUGACGAUGGUGAUGGAGUAGACGGCGACCUCGAAAUGAUCGACCAAGACAAGGGCGAUUUCGGCAUGGUCAACAUGACCAACGCCCAAAAGACCGACCGGCUGCACGAGGACAUCCUCAGCUACUUCGACCAAGCCCUGCAAAAGAACUGGACCAGCGCCGAGCACUGGCGCAUUCGCAAGAUCAAAGAUGUCAACAAGCCCCAGACGGGGGAACCACAACGCCAGCGCAAGGAGAAACAGGCUUUCGAGAUCGACUUCUUCACCCCCGUGGAUCGCACCCUUCACGACGUCCUGCACACCCAAGCCACCACCAACUCGGCCAUUUCGCUGCCCAAGAAGGACUGGAAGUCCAAGUCGCGCAACCUGCUGCCGGACGACAAGCACUUCAGCUCCAAGCAGCUGCUCAACCUCUUCCUCAAGCCCAAGGCCCGUCUCGGCCGCAAGCAGCGCGCCUUUGGUCGUUCCAAUGCCGACAACCAAAACCCAGACCAAGUCCCCGAGGGCGCCAUGGACGAGGCCUUUUGGGCCCAACAGAAAGCGCCGCUUAACCAGGGCCCAUCAUCGCAAGACGACCAUCUCCCGCAAGGUGACUACGACGCCAACUUCUUCCAGGACGACGGUCUGCCGUUUGCCAACGGCGGAGACGACGAUGAUGACGAAGACAUGGACGAGGAAGUCUUUGCUGACGCACGGGAUCACUUUUCUCCUGGCCCCGGUGGCACGCAAGGGGAUGGCGCUGUCGGCAAAGAAGGCACAGCAGGACUGACGAUGGACGUGGGCAUGACGGGCGCGUUUAACGGGCUGACGGUUACGAACCCGGCCGAUUUGGCGUUUGGCACGAUGCUGGUUACGCAAUCACGAAGAGUCAGGCCCGAGUAUGUGCAGUAUGCGAGACGGGCCAAGAAGACACCACCAAACCCCGAAGACUCCCUCCUCUCUCCACCACUAACAACCCCAUCCGCGCAACCGGGCUCAGUAGAGCCCACAAAAGACGGCGAACAGGAAAAACCAACGCUCAAGUUCACAGAAGUCAUGAACUCGCUGCAAAAAGUCUACCCGAAAACGGCCAUGGACGACAUUUCCACCAGUUACUGCUUCAUUUGCUUGUUGCAUCUUGCCAACGAAAAAGGGUUGGUGAUUGAGAAGAGCGACGAGUUGACGGAGCUGUACAUAAAGAAGGAUGCGAAUGCUGUUGUUGAGGAGGGUGGUGAGUGA
Messenger RNA from Neurospora tetrasperma FGSC 2508, 2670 nucleotides. RefSeq lists its product as uncharacterized. Gene Ontology annotation, molecular function: chromatin binding. The transcript is spliced from 4 exons. Gene Ontology annotation, biological process: mitotic chromosome condensation. Gene Ontology annotation, cellular component: condensin complex. The record is from RefSeq and is a predicted model, not a curated record. NCBI's taxonomy places the organism in Eukaryota, Fungi, Ascomycota, Sordariomycetes, Sordariales, Sordariaceae. Bases 1 to 2670 code for a protein of 889 amino acids.